Molecule: messenger RNA, 354 nt
Organism: Indicator indicator
Lineage: Eukaryota; Metazoa; Chordata; Aves; Piciformes; Indicatoridae
Gene: PROK2
Product: prokineticin 2
Exons: 3
Coding region: 1-354 (117 amino acids)
Source: RefSeq, a predicted model, not a curated record
AUGCGGAGCUUGCGCGUAGCUCCGCCGCCGCCGGUGCUCCUGCUGCUGCUACUGGUGCUGCUGGUGCUGCUGGCCGCGGGGCAUGGAGCCGUCAUCACCGGGGCCUGUGACCGAGACCAGCAGUGCGGAGGAGGGAUGUGCUGUGCCGUUAGCCUCUGGAUCCGCAGCCUGCGGAUGUGCACGCCCAUGGGGAACUUGGGAGAGGAGUGCCAUCCCUUGAGUCACAGAGUUCCCUUCUCCGGGCGGCGGAUGCACCACACCUGCCCAUGCCUCCCCGGCCUGGCCUGCGUACGGACCUCCCCCAGCAAAUUCAAAUGUUUACCAGGCUUCAGAAAAGAAGAUGUCUUCUUUUAG